Messenger RNA from Cotesia congregata, 2333 nucleotides. Lineage: Eukaryota; Metazoa; Arthropoda; Insecta; Hymenoptera; Braconidae. The record is from the annotation of a GenBank genome assembly.
GAUUUAUUUUAUAUCAUCUCAAAAAAUAUUGUACUUACAUUUUUAAUAAAAUUUAACGAUGUCAACAUAUUUGUCGAAAACAAGAAUCUCAAGAUGGAUUCAAAUAACGCGGUAAAAACAUCCGGAGAAUUUAUAAAAAAUCAAAAAGUCAUGAUUAAUCGAAGUACUUCCAGUGGUUUUAUACAAUUAAAUAAAUCUUUAAUAGACACCUCUGAUGAGGCGAAAUUAGAAAGCGAAAAUAAUAGUUGUGGUUUUAAUGAUAAAAAUGAAAAGUUUGAGAGUAAAUUUAUACCAUUACCGUUAAGUGUAAAUGAUCGAGAUAUACCCGACUUCUUAGGAGCUAAUCGUCAAGAGUAUAAUAUUAUGAAUAACAAACGGUUUAUUGUAUGUUCUAGAAGUACACAAACCGAUAAUGGCAAUGAGAUGCCUCCAGCAAAUGUAUUACUCACUAAUGGAUUUAAUCAUCCGGCUAUAAUAAUAAACACAUCAGCAACUCGUCGAUUGAAUACUCCAAAUAGUACUGGCACUAAUUAUACCAACCAAGAGUUAAUACUGACUAAAUCUCAAUUGUUUAAUGUACAUCGUAAAUAUCAAAAAUUGAAAAAAAAUUUUCAUAAAUUACACUCUGAGUACCAGAGAAUACGUGAUAUUGCAAGUGUAUUUACUGAAGCAAUUGAGAAAUCCAUACACGGUGAGCCCGUUGAUUUACGUGUAACACUUCAAACUUGUCGACAAAUCUAUCCAGAUGUUUUUAAUUACGAUUCUUCUUACGAACAACUACAAUCCGAGCAGGAUGAUGAUUUUUCAAUUGCAAGUAAUAGAAAGUCUAUGCUGAGUAUGGUUCCGCUGUUAUCAAAGUAUCUAAAUUAUCAUAAAAUUAAAUUACAUCUCAUUAGUGCAAGCAAAAUAACAUUGAGUCAACCUAUUGAACGUGCUGAAACGAUAAAUGAGUAUGUAAAAAAUGAUUUACUAGAAUUAUAUCAUAAUUCACAAAGUUCAAAUGAUCUCAGUGGAAAAUCUUCAAUUUUACCGUAUUUAUUAAUACCGUUGGAUGUAGUUGAGCCACAUCCUUUACAGCAGUCAGCAGCAAGAUUAUUAAAUACCUUCGCUUCAUUUAAAUCUGGCCGGGAUUAUCUAGCGGUCGGUCCUGCCAUUUUAAAUGUGGUAGUACAGUGCUUUGAUAGCACAAGUGCUGAAUCAAUAGACGCUUUUACCUGUGACAUGAUAAUCGCAACUCUACAAAAACUUUCUUUACGAAGAAAUCAGAGAUUAUACAUGAUCGCAGCUGGUCUUGUAGAAUGGUUGAUUCAUCAUUUGAAAGCCGAGUGUCAUACAAUGGGCACGUACAGAUUAGAAUAUGCAACAGCACUUUUAAUGAAUUUAUCACUGCAGAAAGAGGCACAAGUGCGUGCUGCUGCGAUGCCAACGAUCCUUAUAUCUACAUUAAUCAUUCUACUGUCAUUAGAACACUUGCCUGCUUUACCGUAUGUCAAUGGCGCUUUGAAUAAUUUUAUUGCCAAUAGUACUAUUAAUAAAGAAGCUAAGCUCAUUGGAUUAGGAUCUAUUUUGGAGUAUCAUCGAAGAUAUAGAUCUGGUGAAUUAAGAAAACAUAUCGAUCACAUUCUAUUGAGACAUCGACGUCCCGACAAUGAAACAAUUGAUGAAAUAAUAAAUGAGGAUGACGACCGUGAAGAUUAUGACAAUCUGGAUGAUGAAUUAGACGAAAUGGACCCGGUUAAAGUUAAUCCGGGUGAUUUAUUUGGUGAAACAUUAUUAGCUGCUAGCUACUCAUUACCUCCGAACACGUUCUCGGAUGAUAAAUUCCGCGAACCUGUCGAAAUUACAGAUAAAUCAAAAUCAGCAGAUUUCAAUUUACAGUCUGUUGAAUCAAGUCAGUCUCCGAGAUUAUCGUCUUUCAGUUACAAAUUAAUGGUUAACCCAGUAAAAUUAACAGCAGUAGAAGAAAAUAAUAUAAAUAACGGAGAGUUAAUUGAUAGUAAAAAAUUCAAAGUUAAUUGUUCAAUUUCUACGUCUGCUAUUAACGUUGAUACUUUAUCAAGUCAUGAAACAAUAACAACAGAAUUUAAUUUGUCUUCAUUAAAAAAAUAAUGGAUGAAACUUUAACAGCAACUGCAAUUGAAGACACAGAAAUCGUUCAUGAAGAUUUGAAUACUUUUCCAUUAUUUGUCAGCGAAUUAUCAAAAAUCAUAAAUGAAAUAUCAACCAGUGAAGAAGAGGGAGCAUUUACAUCGAAACCAAAAAUAUUUCGAACACCGCCUCAAAGUGCCUCACCACUUUCAAUAAAAUCUAACUCUAAUUAUAUACAAAAAUAA